Messenger RNA from Sclerotinia trifoliorum, 837 nucleotides. The record is from the annotation of a GenBank genome assembly. NCBI's taxonomy places the organism in Eukaryota, Fungi, Ascomycota, Leotiomycetes, Helotiales, Sclerotiniaceae.
AUGUCUAUAGAUACUCAAACCAUCGCUUCCUACAUGUGGCAAGAAGCAGACCCUCGCUUUGCACCAUUGCCAGGAAGGAAUCGGCAAGCACAAUCAAACAUGAUGCAAUUGUGUUACUAAAACUAACAUUCCCGCAGGUCAGAUCAUGAAAUGGUAGAAAUCACCGUUGUAAAGAGCGGAUAUGAGAACGAAUUCAUUGUACACAAAGAGCUACUCACACGUUACCAACAAAAGCUUUUCGCCAAAAUAUUCGGCCCAGGUGAAAACCUCGAAUCAUUGAGACUUGUAGAGGAUCCCAAAGUAUUUGUAGGAUUAUUGCAAUUUGCAUAUCGCGGAAGAUUUUGGCUGCCAGAAACAGUUGGGGAUAUUGAUACCUUGUGGGAUAUUUAUCUUCUCGCGGAGAAGAAGGAGAUUCCGAACUUACAAGACGUGAUGAUGAAUCGUAUCACAUGUUUUUACUUUCAAACUAAGACGUUUCCUACGAUGGAAGUCAUUCGACAUGUAUACAAGCAUACUAAGAGAGAAUUUGGGACGCAGAAACAAUCUGUGGCACGACGUUUUCUCGCCCGCUGCUAUGUGUGUAUUUCCUUCAACUUUUUCUAUGGCGGCACGUGUGCAGAUACUUAUAAACGCAUCGAAGAUGCACGGAUAAAUAUUGAGGGGCUUCAUUUGGAUACUCUCCAGGCUAUUCACCAACCUGCUGGAACACAAUGGAAGAUGGAUCUGGAUCCUAGGGAUUCCAGGAGGGUCAGCCAAUGCGAUUAUCAUCAACAUGCUCGGAAUGAAAAGUGUCCUUUGCACAGAGAGACCCCUUUUAAUAACGAAGCGGAUAGAUGA